CUGAGCCACCCGCCAGCCUACCAGGCUGAUAAGAAGCUUUCUUCAUACCAGCCUGGGCCCACACAGCUGCCAGCACCAUGAAGGACGAGGUGGCUCUUCUGGCUACUGUCACCCUCCUGGGAGUCCUGCUGCAAGCCUACUUCUCCCUGCAGGUGAUCUCGGCGCGCAGAGCCUUCCGCGUGUCGCCGCCGCUCACCACCGGGCCGCCGGAGUUCGAGCGCGUCUACCGAGCCCAAGUGAACUGCAGCGAGUACUUCCCGCUGUUCCUCGCCACGCUCUGGGUCGCCGGCAUCUUCUUUCACGAAGGUCUGCGCUCGGGACGGGCGCGCACGCACCGCAGCCCCAGGGUCCCGCGCCGGCCGGCUCACCUUGCCCCUCUCCCAGGUACCGCGGCCCUGUGCGGGUUGGUCUACCUUUUCGCGCGCCUCCGCUACUUUCAGGGCUACGCGCGCUCGGCGCAGCAAAGGUUGACCCCGCUGUACGCGAGCGCGCGCGCGCUCUGGCUGCUCGUGGCGCUGGCGGCGCUCGGCCUGCUCGUCCACUUUCUCCCGGGCGCGCUGCGCGCCGCGCUCCUUGGACGGCUUGGGAAGCUGCUGCCCAGGGCCUGAGAUGGAGGACGCCCGGCCGGCGGAACCGGAGAAGAGCCGGAGCUUCCGGGAGGACAGGGGAGGGAUGCUCGCCCCAUUCCAAUCUCCAAUUAAAGUGUCGAUGACCGGACUCCGGACGCAUUCUCUGGUCGGAGGGGUUCGCGCACCGCGUGCUGUGGACCCCAGGCCUGGGUGGCAGCAGGCGGGUGGGCUUCCCGGGGGUGGGGCUGCGGAAGGACAGGGGCCUCUCCGACCCUGGAGCCGCACGCCCGGCCCUCGGCCGCCCUUUUCGCCGGGGCUCACCCCACGGCUCCUCCUCCCUGCGUUCAGCGCUUCCCUCGCCUGUCCCCUCUUCAGGCCUGCCGCCUCUUCACGGUCCCCCGGUCGCCCUCUUCCUCGUCCCCUGACUUUCACAGCUGACACCAGGGCCAUUCUCCGGUCAGCACUCGGUGCCUGGAGUCCAGCACGGUGUAGAUGUUCAGGGCACCCUGCGGCGGAGCCUGGGGGCGACGACCAGUGCGGUCCAUGCCGUUGUGACAUGCGCUCUCGGGGGAAACGUCCGGGUGUUGGGGGACCAGACCUGAGCAAUGCCGGCUGGCCGGACUAACGUCCCUGAAAAGGUGAUUUCUUUUAGCCGAGUUGGCGGAGGAGAAGAGCUUUCCAGGCAGGGCAGCCGCGCGUGCCCUGGCCCCGAGGUGGGUGGGAGACCCUAAAACGUAUCAGAGACCCGGGGGGAUGUGGCCGAAGGUGAGCGGGGCCUUGGGGGCCGUGGACGAGGGUAGGGCUGGGACUCACGAAGUGGAAGGUCGGGGAUGCCUUGGGUUUGAGAGGAGCAGGUAGCUGGGGCGGGACGGUGGGAGCUAGGGGGCGCGCUUGGAGGGGCGGUCCUCGGGAAACGGAGGCGGCUUCGGGCGCCAGGCCCCGGAUUCCGCGCCGCCUCCACGCGCGAGUCACCGACCGGGCGGCCCGGGCCCUCCUGGAAAUGCGGCCGAGGUCGUGCGGAGCUGCACGGAGGGCCGAGAUGGCAGAGGGCACGGGUGACACCGCCUGGCGCCUGGCCUCCCGCCACCAGCCGGAGCUCUCGGAACACUCACCCAGGAGGCACGC
Molecule: messenger RNA, 1694 nt
Organism: Ailuropoda melanoleuca (giant panda)
Lineage: Eukaryota; Metazoa; Chordata; Mammalia; Carnivora; Ursidae
Gene: LTC4S
Product: leukotriene C4 synthase
Exons: 4
Coding region: 78-608 (176 amino acids)
Biological process (GO): leukotriene biosynthetic process
Cellular component (GO): nuclear envelope; endoplasmic reticulum; membrane
Molecular function (GO): glutathione transferase activity; glutathione peroxidase activity; enzyme activator activity
Source: RefSeq, a predicted model, not a curated record